AUGGAAAUCCUUUCCCCGACAGCCACAGCCUACCCUGCCGAGAAGGCGACCAUGUCCAUUAGACUCGAUGCGACACUUAGCGACGAAGUAAUCCAGUACACGCCUUUCUAUUACUUGGCAAAUACUGAAGAUGUUCAGAUGUACAACAAGGGUGGAUAUCAUCCAGUCCACAUUGGCGAUAUCCUUGAUGGUCGUUUCGAAGUUGUUCACAAGCUCGGCAGUGGCGGUUUUGGAAUCGUUUGGCUCUGUCGCGAUACCUUGCUAGACAAGUGGAGGGCGGUUAAGAUAAUUACUGCUGACCACUCUGCUAAAGGCACGGAAGAAAAAAUAUUCAGCUAUCUAAGAGAUCAUUGUUCUCCGGCAGAACUCAGGAAAAAUCACAUACUACUACCUUUAGAACAAUUCUCGAUCGUGGGUCCUAAUGGCCGUCAUUCAUGUCUCGUAAUGCCUGUUCUUGGCUCGACAGUUGAGAACUGGCGUAUGCCGAAAAAGGACUACGAAGAACAGACUCAUGAUGACACAAGAGACGUAUGUGGACAGAUCGUUGAUUCCAUGCGUUUUCUCCAUAGCCACGGAAUAUGUCACGGAGACUUCAGACCAGCCAAUAUCCUCAUGGAAGUUGAAGGUAUUGAUGAUCUAGAUCGGGAUGAAAUUCUAGGUCUUAUGGGAGAGCCGGAAUGUUACAAUGUUGAGACCGUGUCUGGCCAGCCUCUAACACCUAGAGCCCCAGAAUAUUGCGUUACAUCUGCAAGCGAAUUCUGGUGUGAGACUUUAACGAUGAAGUCUAUCGCAAUCAUCGAUUUCGGAGAAUCAUUCUUUACGGCAACCCCCCCUAUAUCAACCGGCAUUCCGGAAAUAUAUGCAGCCCCUGAAGUCCUGCUUCGAGGUUAUGGGACCUUAGGAUCCCAUAGUGACAUAUGGUCAUUGGCAUGUACCUUAUUCGAAGUUAGGACAGGUUCACCGUUGUUUGCGGAUGUGAUUAGUGGUGGGUUCGGUGAUGCGAUUAACAGAUUCGAGUUAUUCUUGGGGCCGCUACCACCUAAUAUUGGCGGACCUAAAACUCAACUGGAUAUAAAAGAUUCCACAAUUGAAAACGAACCGCAACCCGACACCCCGAAGCUGGAUGAAUUCGCGGAGGACAGGGCAUGUUUGAUUGAAGGAUCUGGUUAUUCAGAUAUAUUCGAAGCAGUACUUGGACGUGAGCAAACCAGGUAUCUCAAUUUGCUUACAGCUGCGAAAACGGAAGCUAUCAAGUAUCGAUAUCCCAAAGAAGAUGUGUUAGGCUUAGCCGACCUCCUAAGGAAGAUGCUAAAAUAUAACCCGGAAGAACGUAUUGGUAUUGAUACAGUCAUGUCACAUCCUUGGGUUGGGAAAAUGCGCAAGGGAAAAGCUGGUACAGAUUCAGUGGAUUUUACAACAAGGUUCACGAGUGCGGCAGUGUCGUCAAUGUUCGUCUUUGCAGCUGUAGCUACAUGGAUUCUACUUAAUGGGUUAGCUAAGGAUACAAUGAAUUAG
Molecule: messenger RNA, 1515 nt
Organism: Daldinia childiae
Lineage: Eukaryota; Fungi; Ascomycota; Sordariomycetes; Xylariales; Hypoxylaceae
Product: SRSF protein kinase 3
Exons: 1
Coding region: 1-1515 (504 amino acids)
Biological process (GO): spliceosomal complex assembly; protein phosphorylation; regulation of mRNA processing
Molecular function (GO): ATP binding; protein kinase activity
Source: RefSeq, a predicted model, not a curated record